Messenger RNA from Epinephelus lanceolatus (giant grouper), 1718 nucleotides. RefSeq names its product gap junction protein alpha 10 a (gene gja10a). Gene Ontology annotation, cellular component: connexin complex. Gene Ontology annotation, molecular function: gap junction channel activity. The record is from RefSeq and is a predicted model, not a curated record. NCBI's taxonomy places the organism in Eukaryota, Metazoa, Chordata, Actinopteri, Perciformes, Serranidae. Gene Ontology annotation, biological process: cell-cell signaling.
AUGUGGACUGGAGUUUGGAACCAGCACAAGAGGAUCACCAAACACCUCCAUGGGGUAGCCAUACAGAGACACUCACUUCCUGGGAUGCUUAUACAAAAACAAUGAAGUGCAUCAAGAGGCAAAGAGGGAAGCCAUACCAGUGAUAUUUUGAAGACAUGUGGCAGUGAAGUGGUGAGAAGCUGACCAUGGGUGACUGGAACCUGCUGGGCAGCAUCCUAGAAGAGGUCCACAUUCAUUCCACCAUCGUGGGCAAGAUCUGGCUUACCAUACUCUUCAUCUUCCGCAUGCUGAUCCUGGGUGCAGCUGCUGAGGAUGUAUGGGAUGACGAGCAGUCCGAGUUUGUCUGCAACACCGACCAGCCAGGCUGCAAGGCGGUCUGCUAUGACCGUGCCUUUCCCAUCUCCCUCAUUCGCUUCUGGGUCCUACAGGUCAUCUUUGUCUCUGCACCCUCUCUGGUCUAUAUGGGCCAUGCCCUCUACUGCAUCCGAGCUCUGGAGAAGGAGCGCCACCGCAGACGGGCACAGCUAAAGGAGGAGAUGGACGAGGCUGAGUUGGCUUUGGUUGAACAGAAACGUGUGGAGAGGGAGCUGAGGAGACUGGACGAGCAGAAAAAGGUGAAGAAGGCUCCACUCAGAGGCUCUCUGUUGAGAACCUACAUCAUCCAUAUCCUUACACGCUCUGUGGUGGAGGUCUGCUUCAUCCUGGGCCAGUAUGCACUCUAUGGUGUCAGCCUGGAUCCACUCUAUAAGUGCGAGAGGCUGCCUUGCCCAAACAGUGUAGACUGUUACAUCUCCAGGCCCACAGAGAAGACUAUCUUCAUGGUGUUCAUGAUCGCCAUUGCUGGUGUUUCACUUUUCCUCAACAUUUUGGAAAUAUCCCACCUGGGCAUCAGGAAAAUCAAACAGACACUGUAUGGAGAGAGGUACACGGAAGAUGACAGUUUGAUUUACAAGUCCAAGAAGAAGUCGUCCUCGCCACACCUUUGUGUAAUGAGCAAUGUAUCACCUCACAAUGGGCCUUUGACUCAGACCUUCAAAGUGAUUCCAGAGGCGGACAUAAAGCCUCCUUAUUACAACACUGGGCUCAAAGCCAACCAGGAUGCACUAAGAUACAACAACUUGGCUCAUCUGGGACACAGUCAGACCAGCUAUAUCUGUCCCCAACCUAGGAUGCCAUCCAGGUCUGGCCAGAACUGUGUCCCUGAAACCCAUGAAGGUCCAGAGAUCCACACAGCUGUGGUGGACCACCAUCCAGCCUGGGCUUCUGCUGAGUCCAAUAUGGAAAGAAGUGCAACCGGUCAUCAUGAGGAUCCCCGUGAGGAGGAACACCCCCACCCCAGUCAUUUGGCAGCUCUGCUGUCCACCAGCACCUUACGGCCCAGAGCUAUCAGAGACCUGGAUGAGGACGAGCGAAGGGAGUCAACAGGGAGUGAGGUCCUACUCCCUAACCCCAGGAAGACCAGCUUCAUGAUCAGGCCACCAUCUGAGAGCUUGUCCUCCAUCAGUGGCUCCACGAGCCCUUCCUUACAUACCUCAGAGGAGUCGGAUGAACUGGGCUCCCUGCAGGGAGACAUGCCUAUGAUGCCGCCUGCUGGAGGCCGAAGAAUGUCAAUGGCAAGUAGAGAGCAGAGAUUAUCUCGUGUGUCUGAAUCGUUUAAUACUAGCCCAGAAGAGGGAUGUCCAUUUCGGUUAAUGUUGCUUUCAAUAGGCCAACAUUAA